GUCACGGUAUCUCUCAUAUCCACAGAAAAAUCACUUCGCAAAGUCGUUUGUCGCGUUACGCGGUAGCGUGAAUUCCCACAAUGUGAUAUUCGUGACAAUAUUUGCAUUUUAUUCUCAUGUUUGGAUGUGUCUAAUCGUGUGUACAACAUUGCAAUGGAAAACAGGGUAGAAGACAAGUCGUGUGUAUCCUCCACUGUCACAUUAACACCAGAAAAUAAAGAAGAGAAUGUAUACAAUCCUUUCAAUCAUAGAAAUGUUGCCCAUCCCACAUCAACCAGUGGGUCAUUCUUCCACCUACUUAAGUCAUCCUUGGGAUCUGGACUUCUGGCGAUGCCAGCAGCAUUUAAGAACACUGGAAUCAUACCUGGUUGCUUUGGUACCGUGCUAGUAGGGAUAAUUGCCACCCACUGUGUUCACAUACUGGUCCAAACAUCUCGGGACAUUUGCCAAGAAUGCAGGGUCGCUUCACUAAGUUACACAGACACGUGUGCCAAAGUCUUCGAGCGUGGACCGAGGAGAUUGAGGCGUUAUUCCGUAGCUGUACGGAAUUUCGCUGACUGUUCGAUGGCCGGAGUCUGUCUCGGAGGAACCAGCGUCUAUGUGAUCUUCAUUGCCUCUUCUUUGAAAGAUAUACUGGAUCAUCUAACAAGCUUACAGUACUCAGUCGAAAGUUACUGCGCAAUUUUGUUGCUACCCCUGGUAUUGCUUACUCAAGUGCGAUACUUAAAGUUUUUGGUUCCGUUUUCUCUCCUAGCCAACGUAUGUCUGUUAAUAACGUUUGCUAUUACUUGCUAUUACACGUUUGGAGAUUUACCGGAUACAAGCAAAGUGAAAUUAGCUGCGGGUAUCGAAGGAUGGCCUUUAUUUAUAAGUACAGCAAUAUUUGCUAUGGAGGGUAUUAAUGUUGUAAUGCCAGUAGAAAACGAAAUGAAGAAGCCUCAGGACUUCCUUGGGUGUCCAGGGGUUUUAAAUAUGACCAUGGUACUUGUAGUCAUUCUUUAUGGUGUCAUGGGCAUAUUUGGCUACAUGAAGUAUGGAGAGGAAGUGCUUGGAAGCAUCACAUUGAAUCUGCCUCAAGAUGAAAAAUUGGCUUUGACAGCCAAAGUGUUGGUUGCAAUCGCUGUUUUCUUCACAUAUGGCUUGCAAAUGUACGCACCUAUGGAUAUCCUAUGGUUAAGGAUCGGAACCAGAGUUGAACAGAAGUACCACAAUGUAGGACAGAUUAUACUUCGAACAGUAAGCGUAACCCUAACAGUUAUCCUGGCCAUCGCAGUCCCUGACCUGGAAUUAUUGAUAGGUCUCGUUGGUGCCAUCUUCUUCUCAACAUUAGGAAUAUUUAUACCAGCUGUCAUAGAAAUUGUCCAUAAGUGGGAUAGAGGUCUCGGAAAAUGGAACUAUAUAGUGUGGAAAAACUGUAUUUUACUAUUUAUCUAUGUUAUAGUCCUCACAUCUGGUUGUUAUACGGCUAUAUCUCAGAUUAUCGUCAAAUUACGAUCAUAAUUGUUAUUACCCCGUGGGGCUUUCCAGAAUUCCAAGAAACUUUCUGAUUUUUGGACGAAUUAUUUUGAAUUUCGUUAACAACAACAUCAUAUUUAAAUAUCUAACAAAACAAAAAUGUUAUCUAAUAAAAUACUAUUUACUAUAGUAUAAAAUAAGUUCUGAGUUGCGUUACAAAAUCUAAAUACUAUUCAAGAUUGGCAAAAAUUCCUCGCGCCAUAUUUACCGUGUCAAAUCCCUUACUUAAAAAUAUAUGAACUUUUAAACGGAUUAAAAGGCGUUUAAUUGA
Pieris rapae (cabbage white) is the source of this 1786-nucleotide messenger RNA. RefSeq names its product proton-coupled amino acid transporter-like protein pathetic. The record is from RefSeq and is a predicted model, not a curated record. The coding region runs from base 154 to 1500 and encodes 448 amino acids. Gene Ontology annotation, biological process: amino acid transmembrane transport. Gene Ontology annotation, molecular function: amino acid transmembrane transporter activity. Gene Ontology annotation, cellular component: vacuolar membrane. Lineage: Eukaryota; Metazoa; Arthropoda; Insecta; Lepidoptera; Pieridae. The transcript is spliced from 9 exons.